This is a messenger RNA of Odocoileus virginianus texanus, 3670 nucleotides long. RefSeq names its product zinc finger protein 471-like. Lineage: Eukaryota; Metazoa; Chordata; Mammalia; Artiodactyla; Cervidae. Gene Ontology annotation, cellular component: nucleoplasm. The record is from RefSeq and is a predicted model, not a curated record. Gene Ontology annotation, biological process: regulation of transcription by RNA polymerase II. Gene Ontology annotation, molecular function: RNA polymerase II cis-regulatory region sequence-specific DNA binding; DNA-binding transcription repressor activity, RNA polymerase II-specific.
ACAAUUUCAUGGGAUUAGUUUUUAAAAUAAAGUGAGAGGAGGUAAUGUACGCAGAGUAUCCAGCACAUCUCAUUAGUUUUAUUCAUAAUAAGACCAAAGAACAGGAAUGCAGCUUUUAGAAAAGAUCAAAUUUAGGACCUCGAGCUUAAGAGAAAGAGUUAAAAAUCAGACCCCUCAUCACCAUUGGUUGCCUGUAAUCCCCCCCUUAUGUGGGCAGUGAAACCAAAGGAGGCUGGGAGGAGGAAGGGGAAGACACACUGGUGAUCCUGGGAGUGCAGAGAAGGCCUCAUCUUCGCACUCUCCUUUUCCUUCUCCAGCCUUCCCCUCCCAGGACAGUGCUGUUUUCCAAGAGAGAAGCCAGGAAAACGUGACAAUGACAGUUGAACUAGUGAAAGCCAUAGCCCAGGACCUGGUGACAUUCAAGGAUGUGGCAGUAGACUUCUCCCAGGAGGAGUGGGGAUGGCUGAGCCCUGCUCAGAGAGGCUUAUACAGGAGUAUGAUGCUGGAGAACUAUCAGAGCCUGGUAUCACUGGGACUUUGUAUCUCUAAGCCAUAUGUCAUCUCCUUAUUGGAGCAAGGGAAGGAGCCCUGGACGAUGAUGGAGAAUGAGAUGAGAAGCCCAUUCCCCGAUUGGGAAUCUAUACAUGAGACACAAGAAUUACCUCUGAAGCAGUUUGUGUGUGAUGAUAUGUUAAUGGAGAGAAUUGCAAGCUAUGAACUUGAGUGUCCUACUUUUGGAGAAAAUUGGAAAUGUGAAGAUCUUUUUGAGAGGCAGUUGUUAAGCCAAGAGACAUUUAUCAGGCAAGAAAGAAGCACUCCUAAAGAAACCCUCACUGUGGAAAUAGACCACAGAUAUAACAAACCUGAGAAAUUUGUUCCUCUACACAGUAUAGAAGAGAAUAUUUAUAAUAAUCACAAGUCAGAUAAAAAAGACUUUUCCAAAAAUCCCAUGGUAUUAAAACACAAGAAAGUCUAUGCAGGAAAGAAACUUUUUAAAUGUAAUGAAUGUGAGAAAACCUUCACCCAGAGCUCAUCUCUUACUGUUCAUCAGAGAAUUCAUACUGGAGAGAAACCAUAUGAGUGUAAGGACUGUGGGAAGGCCUUCAACCAGAGUCAACACCUUGUCCAGCACCACAGAAUACACACUGGAGAGAAACUCUUUGAAUGUAAGGAAUGUAGGAAAGCCUUCAGCCAAAAUGUACAUCUUAUUCAACAUCAAAGAAUUCAUACUGGAGAAAAACCAUACGAAUGUAAGGAGUGUAGCAAAGCCUUCAGCCAGCCCGCCCACCUUGCCCAGCAUCAGAGGACUCAUACCGGGGAGAAGCCGUAUAAAUGCAAGGAGUGCGGCAAGGCCUUCAGUGACGGCUCGUCCUUUGCCCGACAUCGGAGGUGUCACACCGGCAAACGACCCUAUGAGUGUAUUGAAUGUGGGAAAGCUUUCAGGCAGAACACAUCGCUUAUCCGUCACUGGAGAUAUUAUCACACUGGGGAGAAACCCUUUGACUGCAUCGACUGUGGGAAGGCCUUCAGCGAUCACAUAGGACUUAUUCAGCACAGGAGAAUUCAUACUGGAGAGAAACCCUACAAAUGUAAUGUGUGUGGGAAAACUUUCAGCUACGGCUCAUCCCUGACCGUCCAUCAGAGAAUUCACACAGGAGAGAAACCGUAUGAAUGUGACAUCUGUGGGAAAGCCUUUAGCCAUCAUGCCUCACUCACCCAGCACCAAAGAGUGCAUUCUGGAGAGAAGCCUUAUCAAUGCAGGGAAUGUGGAAAAGCCUUCAGGCAGAGCAUACACCUUGCUAGCCAUCUGAGGAUCCAUACUGGAGAAAAACCCUAUGGAUGUAAGGAAUGCGGGAAAGCUUUCAGCAUCAGUUCACAGCUGGCUACUCAUCAGAGAAUUCACACUGGAGAGAAACCUUAUGAAUGUAAGGAAUGCGGGAAAGCCUUCAACCAGAGGGCACACCUCGCACAGCACCAUAAAAUUCAUACUGGAGAGAAACCUUAUGAUUGUGCUGAAUGUGGUAAAGCCUUCAGCCAGGCUACCCGCCUUAUCCAACAUCAGAGAGUUCACACAGGAGAGAAACCCUACAAAUGUACUGAAUGUGGGAAGGCUUUUAGUGACAGCUCAUCCCGUGCCCAGCAUCUGAGACUUCACACAGGCCAAAAGCCCUAUGCAUGUGUUGAAUGUGAGAAGGCAUUCAGAACAAAAUCAUCACUUACUUGUCAUCAAAGACGUCAUACAGGGGAGAAACCUUACGAAUGUAGCGCGUGCGGUAAAGCCUUUAGCCAUCGACAGUCGCUUACUGUUCAUCAGAGAGUUCAUUCUGGAGAAAAACCAUAUCAGUGUAAGGAAUGUAGGAAAACCUUCAGCCAGAUUGGACACCUUAAUCUACAUAGAAGAAUCCACACUGGAGAGAGAUCUUACAAAUGUAAAGAAUGCGGAGAAGUCUUCAGACAGAGUGCGCACCUUUCUCAUCAUCAUAAAAUUCAUGCUACAGAGUCAUCUCAGGCCCUCAGCUCUUCCCCAUCCCCUGUGUCACCAAGUCCUGGGAAUAUGUCUGCUGAGUAUUUUUGGAAUUCAUCCACAUCUUUCCAUCCUCAUUGCCCUAAUCCAAAACAUAGUCAUCUCACCUGGACUAUUCCAAUUGUCUAAACACUGAUCUCUCUGCAUCCUCUUUUGUCCCCUCCAAGUUCAUUCUUCACACUACUUCCACAGUGGUCUGUUCAAAUGUAAAUGUAAUUAUAUGACUCUCUUAAAACCCUUGGUGUGAAAAUUUAAACUUCUUGAUGCAUACCAAGUGCUUAGCAUAGUGCCUGACCCAGACUAAAUGCUCUGUAGUGAUAGCUUAGUAUCCUUCAGAGUCUGCUUGAAAGCUGUUUUUAAGCAGUGAACUCUGGAAGACAGUAUAUGUACUUGGAGAUCGUAACAGUUUUUGAAACUGAAACUUAAUGUGAGUGAUGAGGAUUAGCAUGUGUUAAAGCUUAAACAUUAACACAUUUAAAGCUUGAUACCACCACAUAUAUGACUGUAUUCCUUUGUUGGUGAGAAAAUUCAACAUGAUAUAAUACACAGAGUAUGUUUUAGGAAGUAUCUAGAACUCUGGAUAAGACUGGAACAAAAGAAUUAGAAAAUAACUGGGAAUAAUGCAAGACUGUAUUUAGAAAAGGCAAAAAGUAAAAAUUCCUAAUAUUGAAAAUAGAAGAAGCAGAGAACUUGAAUAGUCUAACCCUUUUUUAAGACACCUGGUUUCACAGAUUAAUGCUGAACCUUCAAGGAAUCAUAAUUAGGCUGUUCUAGAGUCAGAAAAAAAAAUUGAAAUGGAUUAUUUUGGAGUACUUCUAACCUCUGUUAAGGAGAACAGAGGUUAUGAAUAAAUAGAGAUCCGUGUUUCUAGAUGGAACUUCUAGUACUGUAAACAUGUCUGUACAUUCAGUCAACUCCAGUCACAGUUCUUUCAGGAUAAUUUUCCACUGACAGUUUUGUUCUGAAAAUCAAUGUAGUAUGGUAAAUAGGGAAGCAUCACAAGGAAAUUUCUGAAAAAUGAUUGUAUCACCAUGAAUUUAGUUAAUUGCAAAAGUAAUUAUUUUUCAUGUGUCAGUGGGAGAGAGAGAUUACUUAAAUGGUGCUUGACAAUUAUCCAGCUGGAAAUAAAGUCAGAUCCACAUUUCA